This is a messenger RNA of Ruditapes philippinarum (Manila clam), 622 nucleotides long. RefSeq names its product sarcoplasmic calcium-binding protein-like. The record is from RefSeq and is a predicted model, not a curated record. NCBI's taxonomy places the organism in Eukaryota, Metazoa, Mollusca, Bivalvia, Venerida, Veneridae.
AAGUUCUUCCAAUCUCUCAAUCCAAAUGCUGAUGAGAAGGUUCCAUGUAAAGUAUUGAUAGAUGCGUGGGUGUUCUUUACCACAAAUGAAGAUGAAAGUGUGAAAGAUGUUAUCAAAGAGUCAUUGGAGGAACGUCUGUAGGGCAUUUGUCAGUGCUAAAAGAGAGUAAUAACGCUGUCGAUGAUGUACAUUGCUUACACGUGCUUUAUGUUCCUCAAGUACAGCUUCAUAUAUAUACAUUUGUAUAGCUUAGUCUGUCAAUUUAAGAAAUAAAAUCGGACGAUAGUUUCUCAAAUAUCUGUGUAUUUAAUAGAAUAUAUGUUUUAUGAAAACAAUAAUCUGUAUAAGUUAUUGAAGUUGUUCUCUGAGUCGAAGAUGUAUUUUAAACUUAACUAAUAAAAUGUAAAACUGAUGUAUAUACACAUGUAUAACCUACGUAAUGCAAGGGGCAUAGACAGUGUAAACCUUGGACAUAUAUAUUAAAAGUUGUGUCAGCAUGAUAUUUCUACAGUUUAAGUUUUAAAGAGACCACCAAAGGCAUGAUUAUCGACAAAAUAAAUAUAAUUUUUGUAAUGGUACAUAUUAUUUAAGAGAAAUAAACGUGAAUUGAUUUUAAUUGCAA